AUGAGAAGAUACUCUGUGAACACUAGUGAGAUACCUGUCAUUCAAGAGAAAUUCGAGAAGAGGCUUGGACCAGAAUGGCGUGAUCUCAGAAUUUAUGAAACCAUUAUACUGUCGACCCGCCUCAUUUCCUUUGAUGGUCCUCUAAUAACCGCGCUUGCGUGUUUUGGGGACAUAAGCUGCAAUGAUUUCCUACUUCCUGAAGGUCCUAUUGGGAUAAGAAUGGAGGACGUGUUGGCAAUCACCAGUUUUUCUUCUGUUAGCAUUGAGUUAUCCACGUUGGACACAAACCCACCCGACGCUAAGAAGACUUACCAAUGGACUGGGGUGCAAUGCGAGAAAAAACGUUCAAGGAAACGGCAAGGAGAGGAAUGGAACCCUUUUCUGAAGAGGCAAUAUGGAACCAAUUGGUUCCGCAAAUUCACCCUUCACCAGGAAGAAACUGAAGAUGAAAAUGAUGUUUAUUGUAAUUCUUCUUCAAUUUUCCUUGAACCUUGUUCUCCAAACCGAUUUACCAGGCAACUCGGACACCUCCAAUCAGUGCCAGUCCCUUUCUACCAAACUAUCGAUCAGCCUUGGCAUUCUGGAAAAGAAGUGAGUGUUUCUGUUCUUAAGCAUUCUGAGCAGGAAUAUUUGACCAGGAAAUCUGCCAUUUCACAAGUUAAACGAAUCCAUUAUUCCCCAUCUUCAAAUGCUGCCUUUGUUCUCAAAUUUGGAAUUGUUCCUGGAAGGUUCCUUGGGAAACGAGCCGGGGUGCAAUCACAGCGGUCACUGAGAGGCAGCAUACUUGUGGAUGUGGUUAAUGAAAGGGGCACAGCAAGAGUCGUCCCUCCAGACUAA
Dovyalis caffra is the source of this 837-nucleotide messenger RNA. Lineage: Eukaryota; Viridiplantae; Streptophyta; Magnoliopsida; Malpighiales; Salicaceae. The record is from the annotation of a GenBank genome assembly.